This is a messenger RNA of Polistes dominula (European paper wasp), 3361 nucleotides long. Its product is annotated as transcription factor Jun. Gene Ontology annotation, cellular component: transcription regulator complex. Gene Ontology annotation, molecular function: transcription factor binding; DNA-binding transcription factor activity, RNA polymerase II-specific; RNA polymerase II cis-regulatory region sequence-specific DNA binding. NCBI's taxonomy places the organism in Eukaryota, Metazoa, Arthropoda, Insecta, Hymenoptera, Vespidae. The record is from RefSeq and is a predicted model, not a curated record. Gene Ontology annotation, biological process: regulation of cell cycle; regulation of transcription by RNA polymerase II; regulation of cell population proliferation.
UAACGAUCGUCGAAAUAGUUCUAUUAGAUCGUUUAUCGAUAUCGAACAUGCUUGCAAUUAUUAGCCAAAAUAUCGAUUAUAUAAUCGUUUUUUUAAAGAAUUUCAAUAAAAUGUAUCCAACGCGAUAAAGGAUUUUUCAUUCGAUCAUAAUGUAGCCUGCAAUAUUUGGACUAAAAAACGAUAAUGGGGCACCAAAUUAUGCAACUAAAUGCGAUAGUUUAAGGAUAAAAUCUACGGAAAUAUAAUUUAGUUUCUACGCCGACGUUCAAACGCUCCCUCCGUCGAAAGUAUUCGAUCGGUUACUGCGCAUGCGUCGACCAAUUCCUAGUAGCGCGGAUCGGCCAACCAAUAGAAUAAGAGGAAUGACGACACUAACAACCAAUUAGAGAAGAGAAUGGUGACGACAUUGCUAUUAAUAGCGACGAUGAGUCAUGGGAUAAAAGCCAGUACCUUUGGUUAGUUCUUCACAAGUAGUCGAAACGUCGCGUGAUACAGAGUGCGUUACGUUUACUAUCAACAACUCCCCUAUAGGCGUGACACGCGUCCUAACACGUAGCAAUUGCGUAUCUACCAUUUUCCUUCUUCUUUCUUUCUGCCUUUGCUGUCUCUCCCUCUUAUCCUCUCUCCCUUCUUUUUUACUCUUUUGACAUAGCACGCAGCUAAGAGUGAUUCAUCCUCUUGUGUACUCUGUUGCUCUGAUCGGCGGCUUUUAAGUUGUCAAUCGAGCAACGAGAAAAACGCGCACGUACAAUUUAAUCCACGUUCGACGUAUCGUUGGAAAAAAAAAGGAGACGACAAAAAGUCUGGUAGCGGGAAGGAGUAGAGAGCAACGCCUGUGGUUAAACAUCAACCGCAUACGUGAACUGAAUUUAUUGAUAUUGUCUGCAAUAAUCAUUUGCUACUAGUAUAGUAUUGUUCUUUGGUGCAGCAUAUUCUUGCAUUAGAGACAAAUAAAAAGGCAAGAAGAAAAUAAAAGUGAAAUAACUGUUGGUUAUGUAAUUUUGUCCUUGAGAUAGGAUCGAAGAAAAAAAGAAAGAAAACCGUCGUCGGAGAAAACGAUAACGGGUAAUAACGGGCGAUAACGGGCAAUAACGGGCAGGCGGCGACUUUCCUUCACCAACCGGAUUUGCCCUCGUCCUUGCGACUCGCGUACUAUUCCGUCGGGAGGAAGAACGCGUCCUGAAUUUCCAAUUGAUCGGAACGCAUUGCCUACAAAUCGUCGACGACGAGAAGGGUGCGUGCGUGCCUUGGCCGAAAGUUGAAGGAACAAAAGAAGAGAAGGAGAGGGAAAGAACGACCACAAGCGUCCGAAAGUAAGCAAGCAAGCAAGCAAGCCAGUCGGAGAUCAGAGCGCACCCAGGAGUGAGAACGGGGAAAGAGGGGAGUGGAAGGACUUCCUCGGCAACCUUCGAAUUGUUAUCGACGAAAAACCGUUUCGUGGCACCGAUGGUACGAAAUCUGACAAUGGAUCAAACAUUUUACGAGGACGCUUCGAGCGUUUAUGGUGUUGUUAAUCGUGAAAACAAUAUGAAUCAACCUAAACGUAAUCUUACAUUGGAUUUAAACAGUUGUCAGAGACAAGGACAACAACAAACUAAAAGACCAAGAUUAGGUCCCUUGCCGACGACUUUGAACAACGUAGCACCGAUUUUGAGCUCUCCGGAUUUGAAUAUGUUGAAACUCGGAUCGCCAGAAUUGGAAAAGUUGAUAAUUGAACAGCAGGAUGGUAACGGGAGUAUCGUUGCAUCAUUGCCAACACCAACUGCUCAAAUACUUUUUCCAAAAACUGUUACGGAAGCUCAAGAACUUUAUGCUCGAGGCUUUGUCGAUGCUUUAAACGAGUUACACCAUUCGGAUAGUUCACAAGAACCCAGUAGCUUGCACGGUGCUACAUAUACAACUUUGGAGCCACCCGGUAGCGUGCAAAGCGUCGGCACGGAAUCCUCGGUUAGUCAAGGACUCAUGCAAAUAAAGGACGAACCGCAAACGGUACCAAGCGUUUCCAGUUCCCCGCCUAUGUCACCGAUAGACAUGGAGAAUCAAGAAAGGAUCAAACUUGAAAGGAAAAGGCAACGGAAUCGCGUGGCCGCCUCCAAAUGUCGCAGACGCAAACUCGAACGUAUAUCCAGGCUGGAGGACAAGGUGAAAAUUCUCAAGGGCGAAAACAGCGAAUUGAGCACAGUAGUCCAUAAACUCAAGGAACACGUUUGUCAACUUAAGGAACAGGUGAUGGAUCACGUUCAUUCUGGCUGUCAAAUUAUGACCAUUUCGGGCCAGUUUUGAAAAUUGGAUUGUUUAUUAUGAUUAAAUGAGAGGUUAUCGUAAAACCGCAGAAAGUUUCGUGGAACGAAUUAAAAAAAUAUCAUUGAUUUUUUUAUACACUGGGUAGUAGUUCGGUCUCGAAAAAUUCCUUCGAUUCUUUUUUCUUUUUUUUUUUUUUAUUAUUAUUAUUAUAUUCCAUCUCAUUUCUUUCAUAGAAUUUUAAACGAGAUAAGGACACGUGCCGUAUCAAGAAUUCUUUUUAUUUCUUUCUACAUUACCUACAUACAAAAACACACACAUACACAUGCAUACACAACAAAACAUAAUACAGUAUAGGUGAUUUUCUUGCUUUAAAACUUCUUUUUCUUUCUUCUCUUCUAUGUUAGUCAUUUAUCAAUGGACAAUGACGAAUGAAAAAUAGGAUAAAACGUGUCAAACAGAUGAUUCUGCGCUCUAUUGACUAUUAACGUAACGAAUCGAAGGACGCAAAAGAAUGCUAGAGAGAGAAAUGCUUUUUAUAUUUUCGAUUUCUUUUGUAAAAAGUAAAAAAAAAGAAGAAGAAGAAAAAGAAAAGAGUCACCCGUUAUAUAUCGAAACGCAUAAACUUGUUAAGACUUGUUAGUGAAUCGAGAUGCGAUAUAACCGAGAAGGAGAAACGUGUGCACGUGGGUUAAUGCGUCCUUGAAUGAAUGUAACUCUGUGUAUUAUGAUGAGUGUAUGUGUGUGUGUGUGUUGUUUGUGUGCGAACACAAAGCUGCUAAAAGAUAAAAAAGAAACUAACAAUAUAAGUAUCUACCUCUGCUCGCUAAAAGGAUAUAUAAUAUACGACGUGUGGUAUUAAGCAUUUACAAGCCGCUUUUUCUCAGAAUGGACAACAACAACUGACCAACAAUUUUAAUUUGUUUACUUCUACGUAUAAAUAUAUAUGUAAUAUUUUUCUUUUAUUUUCCUUUAUUUUUUUUAUUUUUUUUUUUUUUAUUAUCUUUUAUCUUAUCUUUUAAGAUCUCUUUUAACGACUAAUGUUCUGUUUUAAUGACUAUACAUAUAUACAUACAUACAUACAUAUAUAUAUUUUGUUUCUUUUCAUUCAGAAUUAUUA